AUGCAAAAGACGACCAUCCAAGAACCAGUGCAAGAGCCAUGGCAAUCAACCUCGACCAGUGUGGCUGAAUAUCUCACUAGUUAUCCCACUGGUCACAACUCAAACUUCGACGAAGAAGCUCCCCAAUCGGCUUUUUCCGUCGUCGAACCACCAGCCGAGCUAUCCACACUCACAACUCAUCUGACUGGUCAUAGCACUGAGGACACAUUCCCAGAUGGAGGCCUGCAAGCAUGGUGUGUUGUGGCGGGUUCAUUCUGUCUCUUGAUGGGUACAUUCGGUAUGAUGAACACGACAGGAAUUCUGCAGAAUUACUUCGCUACUCAUCAGCUGGCCAGUUAUUCGCCUAGUGCGGUCGGCUGGAUCCCGGGCCUGUUCACCUUCUUUGGUCUGAGUAUUUCCGUCCAGGUCGGGCCGAUGUUUGAUCGAUAUGGUCCCAGGGGCAUCCUUAUAGCUGGCACUAUAUGCUAUGUAACUGGCUUUAUUCUACUCGCCGAAAGCCAUCUUUACUGGCACUUUGUUCUUACACUUGGUGUUCUUUCUGGAACUGGCGCUGCGCUCUUGAGCACAGUUGCGUUGGCCAGUGUGCCUCAAUGGUUCGAUCGAAAGGCAGCCCUUGCAAUUGGGAUUUCGAUGUCGGGUGCGGGACUUGGCGGAGUGAUAUUUCCGUUUGUGCUCAGAGCUGGAUUCACUAACCUUGGAUAUAAAUGGACAAUUCGAUUGAUGGCAUUGCUGGUGUUGCUAUUGGGUGUGCUUGGAACAGUUCUGGUGAAGGCACGCCUUCCGAAGGGCAGAAGCAAAUCAACUAUCAACUUGCGUUCCUUGCAAGAUGCGAGGUUCACCUGGCUGACAUUUGGCAUAUUUGCCCUUGAGCUCGAGGUUUUUGCCGGUCUAGGUCUGUAUCCAACCUACGUGAUCAUGCAAGGUUUUUCUACCAACACUAGCGUUGUUCUGCUUGCGGUUCAGAACGUAGCCUCCACGAUAGGCCGGCUGGUGGCUGGAGGCGUUGCCGAUCGGUUUGGCCGAAUAAACACCCAAACCGGACUCAUUGCACUGGGUGCGUUCGCGGUGUUUGUAAUUUGGCUGCCGUUUGGUAACUCACUGGCGGGGCUUUAUGUGUUCUCGGUCAUCUUUGGGUUGGCUUCAGGAUCAUUCCUGAGUCUUGCGCCAGCCUGCAUCGGGCAGAUCUCCCGGGCGAGCGAGGUUGGUGGAAGAUUCGGCCUGACAUAUUCCAUUGUCAGCUUCGCUACACUGAUCUGCAUCCCCAUUGGCGGUGAGAUGCUCGACAAAGUCGGGAAGAGAGCCAUGGUGGCAUAUUUGGGAAGCGUUCUGAUAGUAUCACUUGGUUUGUUCGUGAUGGCCCGAUGGGCCUGUUUGAGCUACCGGUGGAGGUGGCAGGCAAAGAUUUAG
Molecule: messenger RNA, 1407 nt
Organism: Penicillium hordei
Lineage: Eukaryota; Fungi; Ascomycota; Eurotiomycetes; Eurotiales; Aspergillaceae
Exons: 4
Coding region: 1-1407 (468 amino acids)
Biological process (GO): transmembrane transport
Cellular component (GO): fungal-type vacuole membrane
Molecular function (GO): transmembrane transporter activity
Source: RefSeq, a predicted model, not a curated record